CCCCCAAGUCAAAUGCAACAGAACCAACCUCAGAUAAGAAUUUGUACAAAGAGUUUGGUUCAAGCUUCUGUUAUAACAUCAGACCAUUGAGAAUACCAAGCCUGGAAAAGAUACUCACACCAAAGCUUCACUGACUAUUUGCCCCACUCAAGGAUGAAUUAACUGGGCAAAUCUAAUAUGCUACAGACCAAGGCAGGAGGAGGAGGAGAAGAAAGAAAAUCAAGAAUACCCAAAGUGGUGAAUCUUUCAGGACUAAGGCAUAAAUGACCACUGAGAGUCAGAGUUUGUGCACCAGAAGCAUGCAAGCCCCCAGCAGCCACCACAGAAGAGCGUGGUGUCCCAGCUUCAAACUGCGAGAGGUGGCAUCCAUGUACUGCACCAUGGUAGCCAUCUUCUUCAUCAUCCUGGUAGCAGCUUUGCAGGGUACAGCUCCCUCAGAAAACCAUUUCCCUUACAAGGUCCCCCUGGACCCUGAGGGCAUCCUGGAGUUGUCCUGGAACAUCAGCUAUACAGAGGAGGUGAUUUGCUUCCAACUUCUAAUCAAGGAGCUAAAAUAUGGGGUGAUUUUUGGGAUGUCUGACCGGGGUGAAUUUGACAAUGCUGAUCUAGUUGUGCUCUGGAGUGAUGGAAAAAAUUCCUAUUUUGGGGAUGCAUGGACUGAUGCAAAGGGGCAGAUCCAUCUUGAUUCCCAACAGGAUUACCAGCUUUUGAAAGCUCAGAAGACUUUUGGAGGACUCUUGCUUCUUUUUAAGAGGCCCAUCAGCACCCAUGACCCUAAAGAUUAUCUCAUUGAGGAUGACACCGUACACUUGGUGUAUGGGUUUCUUGAUGAGCCAUUCCCCUCGCUGGAAGCCAUCAACACAUCUGCCAUUCAGAAGGGGCUUCAACGAGUACAGCUUCUGAAGCCUAACAUCUCUAAACCUACAUUGCCUCCUGAUCUGGAAGAUAUGGAAAUAACAGCCCCAGAUAUCAUUAUUCCCAACCAAGAAACAACAUACUGGUGCUACAUAAAGGAGCUCCCGGAUCACUUUUCUCGGCAUCAUAUUGUCAUGUAUGAGCCCAUCAUUACCAAGGGCAAUGAAGCCCUGGUCCACCACAUGGAAGUCUUCCAGUGUGCUGCGGAAAUUGAGAAGGUUCCACACUUCAAUGGGACCUGUGAUUCAAAGAUGAAACCUGAAAAGCUGAACCACUGCAGACAUGUUUUGGCUGCCUGGGCCUUAGGAGCCAAGCCAUUUUAUUACCCAGAGGAAGCUGGUCUUCCUUUUGGAGGUCCAGGAUCUUCAAAAUAUCUUCGCCUAGAGGUUCACUAUCACAACCCUCUUGAGUUAAAAGGUGUCCAUGACUCCUCAGGCCUCCGCUUGUAUUAUACAUCUAUGCUAAGGCCAUUUGAUGCUGGCAUCAUGGAGCUGGGCCUUGUGUACACUCCUGUGAUGGCUAUCCCACCCAAAGAGACUGACUUCAUCUUGACUGGCUAUUGCACUGAUAAAUGCACCAAAUUGGCUCUGCCACAGUCAGGGAUCCACAUCUUUGCUUCCCAACUCCAUACUCACCUCACGGGGAGGAAGGUGAUCACGGUGCUAGCGCGAGAAGGGAGAGUGACAGAGAUCGUGAAUAGGGAUAAUCACUACAGUCCCCAUUUCCAGGAGAUCCGAAAGUUAAAGAAAAUUGUGACUGUUCUCCCAGGUGAUGUGCUCAUUACUUCUUGUACAUACAACACAGAAGACAGAAAACUGGCGACUGUGGGUGGGUUUAGCAUCACAGAAGAAAUGUGUGUGAAUUACAUACACUACUACCCACAGACACAGUUGGAAUUAUGUAAGAGUGCUGUGGACCCUGGCUACUUACAAAAAUAUUUUCACCUUAUUAACAGCUUCAACAAUGAAGAUAAUGGUAACUACUCCAACUCCUCUGUCAAAGAGCAAUUUGCUUCCGUCUCUUGGAACUCAUUCAGCCGUGAUGUGCUCAAGUCUCUGUAUGACUUUGCCCCAAUCUCCAUGCACUGCAACAAAUCCUCAGCAAUCCGGUUUCCUGGUGAAUGGGAAAGGCAGCCUUUACCAAAGAUCAAGAUGGGAUUAAAAGAGGUUACUCCACAAUGCCAGACCAUUCCAGGACUGUCACCUGCUUCCCCUGCCCUGGUCAACAUUGAUGGGAAAAAAGGCUAGAGGAGAAUCCUUCUCCUCUUGGCCCAAUUCUCAACAGAACUUCUUAUCUCUGAGCCAGAGAAAAUGCAGACCCUGCCCUCUUUGGUCACCCUUGCCCCACCCUUGCUGUAUGGCCUCAUGUUGAUUUGAUGACUAGUUUCUUCCCCUAGCUUAGGACGGUACUGAGAACCUACCAGAGACAUAUUCCAUCUAGUAAGUUGCUCCUUAAGCUUUGGAAGACAGCUGCCUUAUGCAUGUAAAAUGAGCCCUUUGGGAAGCCUUCCUUAUGGAAUUACUUCCAAGCAAUGUUGAAUGUAUAAAGAGCAUCUAUAAGCCAGUACUCCAUGGUUCUCUGCUUUCUAGACCUUCUCUUGGUGAGACAUAUCACCACCCAAGUCCUUUGUAUUUUUACCCUGAUCCCCACAUAUGCAAGACUCUAUGUCUUAGCUUCCUUGGGUUUAUUCAUCAGAGUGUCCCAGUGGGUGAGUUCCAAUACUAACUUAUCUUUUAAGAAACCAACCUUCCCUAUCCUCCCACUGACUGUGAUCUGCGCUGGUUCUCAUUAGGACUUGUCCUAAUGUCAAGAGAUGGAUACAAGCACUACUUAAAUAUUUUCUCUGUGAAUGGCUGAUUU
Molecule: messenger RNA, 2775 nt
Organism: Sarcophilus harrisii (Tasmanian devil)
Lineage: Eukaryota; Metazoa; Chordata; Mammalia; Dasyuromorphia; Dasyuridae
Gene: DBH
Product: dopamine beta-hydroxylase
Exons: 13
Coding region: 264-2162 (632 amino acids)
Biological process (GO): norepinephrine biosynthetic process; dopamine catabolic process; octopamine biosynthetic process
Cellular component (GO): secretory granule membrane
Molecular function (GO): dopamine beta-monooxygenase activity; copper ion binding
Source: RefSeq, a predicted model, not a curated record